CAGCGUGUGGGGAAAAUGGCGGACGCAAUGAACGUCGGCGUGAAUUUAGAAGCAUUUUCUCAAGCAAUAAAUGCUAUUCAGGCACUUCGUUCGAGUGUAACAAGGGUUUUUGACUCUCUGAAAGAUGGGAUGAAAAACAAAGAAACCCUUGAAGGACGCGAAAAGGUUUUUAUUACCGAGUUUCAAGAUAACCUGCAGUCUGUAAAUCGCGACUUGAAUGAAUUGGAACGCCUCAGUACCCUGGUUGGCAGACCUUCAGAGAGUCAUCCCCUUCACAACAGUGGCCUGCUGAGUCUGGACCCAGUUCAGGACAAGACUCCGCUGUACAGUCAGCUCCUUCAGGCUUACAAGUGGUCUAACAAGUUGCAGUACCAUGCUGGCUUGGCGUCCAGUCUUCUUAACCAGCAGUCACUCAAGCGCUCAGCUAACCAAAUGGGGGCAUCUGCCAAGAGAAGACCCAAAGUCCAGCCCAGUACCCUGGUUCUGCCACCACAGUAUGUGGACGACGUGAUAUCAAGGAUCGGCAGGAUGUUUCCAGACAUGUCGAUUGAACUCUUCCGACCUAACGGGACGUCAGCAGUACUUCUGGUGACGUUGGGGAAGGUGUUGAAAGCCAUCGUGGUGAUGAGAAGCCUGUUCAUAGACCGGACCAUCAUGAGAGGAUUCAACGAAAAUGUGUAUUCCGAGGAUGGCAAGCUGGAUAUCUGGUCGAAGUCAAACUAUCAGGUAUUUCAAAAGGUUACGGAUCACGCCACCACUGCUCUGCUGCACUACCAACUCCCCCAGAUGCCUGACGUGGUGGUACGAUCCUUCAUGAUCUAGUUCCAAUUCCCAAAAGGUCUUUGUUUCCAUGAUGCCAGUGGGGGACAACACAAGGACCUGGUCUUCUUGGAUGAGCUCUUCACACCCUGACAGAGGACCCCAUCUGUUAAGGAGUCUGAGGUUUCCCCUCCAAGUAAACCUGGGGUUCUCUGUAGGAAAAAUAAACACCAUCGAGUUUGCUGUAUAUACACUAAUGUAUAACAUUGCAGUAAAACAUGGAGAACAGUUCCACCACAGUUCACCAGCACCACUGUAUCACAGAGUAUAAAAUAGCUCACCUUCAGGCUUGCUGUGGGGUACGGCUCAAUAUUGGUGGCGAGGUAGGACCCCAUCUUUAUUGUUUUGAUGUCAAAUCUGCAGACAAACUACAAAAGUAAAUCACUGUCUAUUCAUCAUGAUGCUAAAGAACAAACAUACAAAGCUUCAUUAUGAAAUGAUAACAGGAAAUAAAAAAUGCAUUAGCUAUCAUGUAAUAAAUACAGUAACAUCAAUAACAAAAUCACAUCUAUCCUGCUAUUUUCUUGUACUUCAAUUAUAAAUAGCUCACCUUAAGCAGAAAGCCCUACCGUCCAUGAGGGCUUAAUGUUUGACACCAGAUAGGACUUUAUCCAGUGUGAAAAUAGAAUGAAUCAGUUAAGCACUAUGUCUGUUCUCAUGGGAAGAAAUGUGUAUGUUCUUUUUUGCAAUGCAGUGUUCUGACUUUGCUAUUUGCUGACAUGCUGUCUCGAAUCCUCGUAUCCUGACAAAAGAAAAAUGGGCUGCGUUCAUUACACAAUAACUAUCAAACCUCAUGUUUAAUUUGUUUUAGAAACAUACAUAGUCAUAAAUUACCUCAUCAAAUCGAAAUAAAUCCAAUCUACUCUGCAGCAUGUGUAGUUGACAUCCCUGAUCAAUAAGACAACACAAAAAAAUCUAUAAAUGCUCCAGACAUUUCUCUAUAAUUUAUGUUGGGGAUAUAUUUUACAUAACAUGUACUGUCUAUAUUUAAUAACACUGCAUAAUAAAGAUGAGACCUCUUAAGAUAAAGGUGUUGAUGGGGCUGAGAUAUCAUUGAAGUUGAAACAUUUGACAUGAUCCCUUCCCCUCUCUCUGAUCGCCAUGGACUAUAUAGUCAACUGAAACAACCUGCAUUUUGAGU
Coregonus clupeaformis (lake whitefish) is the source of this 1960-nucleotide messenger RNA. It is a transcript of the gene med27, whose product is annotated as mediator complex subunit 27. Lineage: Eukaryota; Metazoa; Chordata; Actinopteri; Salmoniformes; Salmonidae. Gene Ontology annotation, cellular component: mediator complex. The record is from RefSeq and is a predicted model, not a curated record. Gene Ontology annotation, biological process: regulation of transcription by RNA polymerase II. The transcript is spliced from 8 exons. Bases 16 to 822 code for a protein of 268 amino acids. Gene Ontology annotation, molecular function: transcription coactivator activity.